Acanthoscelides obtectus is the source of this 997-nucleotide messenger RNA. The record is from the annotation of a GenBank genome assembly. NCBI's taxonomy places the organism in Eukaryota, Metazoa, Arthropoda, Insecta, Coleoptera, Chrysomelidae.
GUUUCAGGAGAUUCGUAUCGAUCGCUCUCAUACCUAUUUCGGGUACCACAAUAAACUAUCUCCAAAAUAAUACCAGAAUGAUGCGAUGCUAUCUAUAAAUGUUUAAUAUCGGAUUACAUGGAGGUACCUUCAUCUGAAGAUUGCUGGGAAAAAAAUUCAGAAGAUUUCAAAAACAAAUGGAAUUUUCCAAAUGCUCUUGGAGCACUAGAUGGAAAGCACGUGGUCAUAAAAGCACCCCAACAUAGUGGAGGCGUGUACUAUAAUUAUAAAGGUACAUUCAGCAUUGUGUUAACACAUUAAUGGCAUUAGUUGAUGCCAAUUACAAAUUUAUUUACACAGACAUAGGAUGCAAUGGGAGAAUCUCCGAUGGAGGCGUGUUUGCAAAUUGUUCACUUUCAAAUGCUCUAAGCGACGGCAGACUUAAUAUACCACCACCAAGGCCACUUCCCGGUAGGACCAAAUAUGUACCCUAUGCCAUUAUAGCUGAUUAUGCUUUUCCAUUGAAGCCUUAUCUUAUGAAACCGUUUCCUUUUCGUAAUCAACCUGGUCCUAAUCGUGUUUGUAACUACAGACUGUCGAGAGCUCGACGAGUGGUAGAAAAUGCGUUUGGUUUACUUGCAAACAGAUUUAGAAUAUUAAGGAAACCUAUAGAAUUAUGUCCUGAAAAAGUUAUAAAACUUGCAUCUGCAAUCUGCGUGUUACAUAACUUUCUCUUGGAACGGAAUUCAAGGCAUGUGUAUGCACCACAAGGCACCUUCGACGAGGAAAUUGAUGGUGUAGUAACUCCUGGCAGUUGAAGACAAGAUCCCCCUCCGGAUAAUGUAUUGUUUUCAAAUAGACCAGUGGGAUCCAACAUGUCUAAUGAAAGUAAAGAAAUCCGUGAAGAAUAUACAGAAUAUUUUGUAUCUCCUGAAGGAAGUUAGCUGGCAGUACAGAUACAUAAGUGGAAAUUAAUAAUAAAGACAACUUACCAAAUUUUGUUGUGUUUCAUUUGCUG